GAGAAACUCGAUGGUUCCUUUCAUGGUAGGCUCCUUUCAUGGCAUGCGGGCAAUCAUCGUAACUCAAGGUCUUUGUCUAUCUCAGAAAGACAUUAUCAUGCUCGGAGUCUAUUCUUCUCCCUCGAUAGAAAGAUGAUUUUGUUGAUUGCGAGCACAUAAUUAUUUUCAGUCCCAGAGAGUUGUUUGAAGAACCACCGUGAUACGAGAAUCAGAACGCCUUCGGCCUAUUAUCCAGCAAGACGAUUCACAAGCUAUGUCUGGAGAUAAUUGGCGGACGGAUCCUAGCCGCGAUGAAACGCCUUCGCGAUUUGUGAGGGGGAUUACUUCGACGAAUUCGCGCCAAUCUUCUCUAACGGGGAUGACACCGACGAACUGGCGCCAACCUCCUCCAACGGGCAUGACACAAAAUCCCAGCACAUCGACUACCGCCAAUUAUGGCCCCGGUGUCAGCACCAUUAAAUUUAUGGGAUCGAGGACCAAGUAUGAGUUUAUCCCAGGCAGAAUCGCUUGUAUCUGGACCUUCACUGAGGACCAUAAUAAUUUGACACGAGCCGACGUAGACCGAAAGAAGGAGGAUUUACUCACCCCGGAUAUUCCAGGAAUGAAGGCAAUGAAUGUGUUUGUUAAAACCCGCAAGGUUAUUGUCAUCGCGCGCUUUAUCGACCAUUGCAUAACAUUGCCAGUUUUUACGCAUAAAGGGUUCGGGCUUGAUUCAAAACCAGAGAUGAGGGGCGAAUAUGUCUCUAUUCGAAACAAGUUCGAUGUUAAUACAACCCCCGAAACGGAGCAUGGAUGCAUUUACACAACCACAACAGCAGCAGAGGCUGGCCGUAAAAGCGUAUCACCGCGUGCAAAUGUUUGGUUCACAUAUCCCGAAGCGUUAUCAUAUAGGAGUAGGGUUGAGUUCCUUGGUAACUUGGACCCUCCAUCCCUAAGCAAACUCUGCGAACUUUACUUGAUGGCGACUAAGAGUUCCCUAUCAACCACACUCGCCGGGUUGGAUCCUAUGAUGUGGAGCAAUGCCCCAUAUAGUCUUUGGAGUGAGAAGCGACAACGCCCAGCCGAUGAGACGGAGUUCGAAAAGCAGACAAGCCUAGCAAAGACGACCUGGCCCGCGAAUCAAACAUAUUCGACGGCGGGACAGGGGCAGACUUAUGCAGGUGCAGCAACCCAGAAAAGAACAUCGGGGCCGGCAACGGGGCAAACAACUGGCAACGCUACAGGAUUCCAACCUCUGAAGCGGGCCCGGGAACCUGAACCUUCGGAUGAUGUUACCACCAACCCCGUCAAAAGAGUGCAAAGGUAGGAGGAUACGGCGACGGUAUUGACGCGCAGAGAGGGGUGAGACAGAGAGGGGCAACGGAUAAGUGCAUGUUGUGGCCACGGUUUUAGGGAAGAAAACGGGCUGCUGUUUUAUUUGAUUUUUCAGUAACAAUGUGAAUUGGGUUUUGCACAGAGUAGUUGGUGUCUUUGGCUACUGUUUCAGAAGUUGGACUCAUUGUCUCCAACUGAUUUUGAAUAUUCUUUUGGGACUCUGCUUGAUUGAUUAGUAUAUAUGAAUGGAG
Molecule: messenger RNA, 1565 nt
Organism: Pseudogymnoascus verrucosus
Lineage: Eukaryota; Fungi; Ascomycota; Leotiomycetes; Thelebolales; Thelebolaceae
Exons: 3
Coding region: 254-1306 (350 amino acids)
Source: RefSeq, a predicted model, not a curated record